This is a messenger RNA of Puma concolor (puma), 1668 nucleotides long. It is a transcript of the gene GPR107, whose product is annotated as G protein-coupled receptor 107. The record is from RefSeq and is a predicted model, not a curated record. Gene Ontology annotation, molecular function: clathrin heavy chain binding. Gene Ontology annotation, biological process: clathrin-dependent endocytosis. Gene Ontology annotation, cellular component: clathrin-coated vesicle; Golgi apparatus; membrane. NCBI's taxonomy places the organism in Eukaryota, Metazoa, Chordata, Mammalia, Carnivora, Felidae.
AUGGCCGCCCCGGCGCCAGUCGGCCCCUCGGGCUCCCGCCGUCCUCCGCUGGCCGCCGGCCUCCGGCUGCUGCCGCUGCUGGGGCUGCUGCAGCUGCUGGCUCAGCCCGGCCUGGGCCGCGUCCACCACCUGGCGCUCAAGGACGAUGUGAGGCAUAAGGUUCAUCUGAACACCUUUGGAUUCUUCAAGGACGGGUACAUGGUGGUUAAUGUCAGUAGCCUUUCAGUGAAUGAACCUGAAGGAGCCACAGACAAGGACACAACCAUUGGAUUCAGCCUGGACCGUACAAAGAAUGACGGGUUUUCUUCCUACCUGGAUGAAGAUGUGAAUUACUGUAUUUUAAAAAAAAAGUCCAUCUCCGUCACCCUUCUAAUCCUAGACAUCUCCAGAAGCGAGGUGAGAGUAAGAUCUCCACCAGACGCUGGUACCCAGCUACCAAAGAUCAUCUUCAGCAAGGAUGAGAAAGUCCUUGGCCAGAGCCAGGAGCCUGGUGUUGACCCUGUUCCAGCGGGCAACCAGACUCAGCAGAAACGAGACGGUGGAAAGUCUAAAAGAAGUACGGUAGAUUCCAAGGCCACGGGAGAAAAAUCCUUUUCUGUUCACAAUAGCGAUGGGGCAGUUUCUUUUCAGUUUUUCUUUAACAUCAGCACCGAUGACCAAGAAGGCCUCUACAGUCUUUAUUUUCACAAAUGCUCCGGGAACGAAUUGCGGUCUAGCGACGAGCUCUCCUUCAGCCUUGAUAUUGAGAUCACAGAGAAGAACCCUGACAGCUACCUCUCGGCAGGAGAGAUCCCUCUCCCUAAAUUAUACAUCUCUAUGGCCUUUUUCUUUUUCCUUUCUGGGACCAUCUGGAUUCACAUCCUUCGAAAACGACGGAAUGACGUAUUUAAAAUUCACUGGUUGAUGGCAGCCCUUCCUUUCACCAAGUCUCUUUCCCUGGUGUUCCACGCGAUCGACUACCAUUACAUCUCCUCCCAGGGCUUUCCGAUCGAGGGCUGGGCUGUCGUGUACUACAUCACUCACCUUUUGAAGGGGGCACUGCUGUUCAUCACCAUCGCGCUCAUCGGCACCGGCUGGGCUUUCAUUAAGCACAUCCUCUCCGACAAAGACAAGAAGAUCUUCAUGAUCGUCAUCCCACUGCAGGUUCUGGCAAACGUGGCCUACAUCAUCAUAGAGUCCACCGAGGAGGGAACGACGGAGUAUGGCCUGUGGAAGGAUUCUCUGUUUCUGGUAGACCUGCUGUGCUGUGGGGCCAUCCUCUUCCCCGUGGUGUGGUCAAUCAGGCAUUUACAAGAAGCGUCAGCCACAGAUGGAAAAGCUGCUAUUAACUUAGCAAAGCUGAAACUUUUCAGACACUAUUACGUCUUGAUCGUAUGUUACAUAUACUUCACCAGGAUCAUUGCAUUUCUCCUCAAACUCGCCGUUCCGUUCCAGUGGAAGUGGCUGUACCAGCUCCUGGACGAAACGGCCACGCUGGUGUUCUUUGUCCUAACGGGAUGUAAAUUCCGUCCAGCCUCAGACAACCCCUACCUGCAGCUCUCUCAGGAGGACGACCUGGAAAUGGAAUCAGUAGUGACGACGUCAGGGGUGAUGGAGAAUAUGAAGAAAGUCAAGAAGGUGACCAAUGGGUCGGUGGAGACCCCAGGCGACUGGGAAGGCACCGCGUGA